Molecule: messenger RNA, 4365 nt
Organism: Trichosporon asahii var. asahii CBS 2479
Lineage: Eukaryota; Fungi; Basidiomycota; Tremellomycetes; Trichosporonales; Trichosporonaceae
Exons: 6
Coding region: 1-4365 (1454 amino acids)
Biological process (GO): cellular response to amino acid stimulus; regulation of autophagy; TOR signaling
Cellular component (GO): cytoplasm; TORC1 complex
Molecular function (GO): protein-macromolecule adaptor activity; protein binding
Source: RefSeq, a predicted model, not a curated record
AUGGCAGCCCAACCACCUUCCCUCCAAUACGUUCGCGACGGCGGAUCGACGUCACAGCAGCUCACAUACCCCGCUCAUCCGUAUGACGAGGAAGAUCACGAUUAUGAUCACGACGCCGACAUGCACGACGAACUCGACGAGGAAGAUGUCGAGGGAGUUGCAGCAUUCCAAUUCUGGACAGCCAAACGUCAUAUGGGCCGGAAAGGCAAGAGCAAGGCCGAUGAUGAAACAGCUCUGCCCUGGCGGUUGCGUUCUCGUCUGAAGACUGUCAACGCUGGAUUGUUUCUGUGUCUGAACAUUGGCGUCGACCCUCCCGACAUCGUCAAGACCAACCCAUGCGCCAAGACUGAGUGUUGGGUUGACCCUACGACGCUACCGUCUAACAAGGCUAUCGAGGCGAUCGGCAGAAAUCUCCAGCAGCAGUAUGAGACUCUGAACCCCAAGGUUCGCUACAAGGUCUGCCUGGAUCCGUCAAUUGAGGAGACCAAGAAGGUGUGCGUGAAUCUCCGGAAGAACGCUCGCGACGAACGAACAUUAUUCUAUUACAACGGACACGGCGUGCCCAAACCCACUAACGGUGGAGAGAUUUGGGUGUUCAACAAGAUUUGGUCGACCUCCAAGAAUGGCUCGGCAAGUGCCAGGCGGAGAGACGAGGAGCUGAGACAAGCCCAUGCCGCGCAGGGCCACGACAUGCCUGGCUCGCUCUUCUCUGAGUCAAUACACCUGGCCCCCUGUGCCGCCAACCAGGUGCUGCCCAUGUCGCCUGACCUCCCAGCCGACCUGUUCACAUGCUGUCUGACAUCCCCGAUCGAGACGGCGCUGCGGUUCUUCGUGCAGCAGGACCCUUUAAAGCGCAACAUCAACAGCGGCAGCGACGACCCGCGCUCUCGCUUGACAGUCGACAUGGUCAUGCGCAUUCCCGGUGACCUCAAGGACCGAAGGACGCCGCUUGGUGAGCUCCAGUGGAUCUUCACUGCAGUCACAGACACUAUCGCCUGGCUCUCUUUCCCGCGUGACACGUUUAUGAGACUGUUCCGUCAAGACUUGCUGGUCGCCGCUCUGUUCCGAAACUUCCUCCUCGCCCAGAGGAUCAUGACGACGUAUCACUGCACGCCCAUGUCUCAUCCGGAACUGCCGUCGACACACAACCACCCACUGUGGGAUUCUUGGGACCUCGCCGUCGAUGGCUGUUUGGCCCAGCUGCCUGAGCUGCUCGACCUCGAGCAAGCCCGCGAGAACGGUCUGUCCACGGCACCGCCGCUUAGCACCUACCGGCCGUCGCUGUUCUUCGCACAGCACCUGCAAGCGUUCGAGGUAUGGCUGCAGCACGGUGGAGGAUCGGCACAGAACAAGCUUUCCCGCUCGGCGCCUCAGAAGGAGCCAGAACAGCUCCCGAUCGUUCUACAGGUUCUUCUGUCACAAGCGCAUAGACUGCGAGCACUGAUCCUGCUGUCCCAGUUUGUCGAUCUCGGUCCGUGGGCUGUCAACAUGGCCCUUUCGAUCGGCAUCUUCCCUUACGUUCAGAAGCUCCUGCAAUCACCAGCGGCGGAGCUCAAGCCUGUGCUCAUUUUCAUCUGGGCGCGUAUUUUAGCCGUGGACAAGUCGUGCCAGAUGGAUCUUCUGAAGGAGAACGGUUACAACUACUUCGCCCAGAUCCUCGCGCCGUACCCCGUGUCGGGGCAACCUCUCGUCAUUCCGAACGCCAACGAGCACAGGGCCAUGUGUGCCUUCAUCCUUGCGAUGCUGUGUCGCAAUUUCCGUGCGGGACAAUCAGCAUGCUUGUCGUACCAGGUUUUCGAUCACUGCCUCGCCCGACUGCAGGAGGACGACUGGUUGCUUCGCACUUGGUGCCUUCUGUGCAUUGCGCAGAUGUGGGCAGACAACGACGAGGGCAAAGCGAUGUGUAUGGUGCACGGAAGGCAGGAGAUCAUGAUGGCCGCCUUACGGAAUACGUCUGUCGAGGUGCGCGCCGCCGCCCUGUACGCAUUCGGUACCUUCCUCGGCGCCUCCAGCGCGCCCGUCGACUCGCAAGAGUUCAAGGGAGGUGGCGGCAUGGGUGCCCAGCUGGGUAUCUCCGAGCACCAGCAGCUGGAAGUUGAGGCUGGAUUAGCCUAUGCGUGUAUGAUGACGGUCAAGGAGGACGCGAGCCCGAUGGUACGCAAGGAGCUGGUCGUCGUUAUCUCGUGCAUCGUUCGAGAAUGGCGGGGAUGGUUCGUUGCGGCCGCCUGGUGCUACUACGAGCAGGAGGCUGCCCUUGCUGGUUCCAGCGCUGGCUCUGACGACGAUCCCGACAUCGUUUCGGAAGCUCUCGAGCAGUGGGUGUCGAACGACCAGGUUUAUCCCGAAGCGCAUCAGGUCAACCUCACGCUCCUCAGCUCCUUCAAGACGCUCUUUGAGACCAUCCUUGACCUUUCAGUUGAUCCUCAUCCGGAAGUCGCUGGCAUGGCGUCCACUGUUGUCGACUAUGUCGUCGCGCUUCUCCUCGGGUCGGCCUUCAACCGGGUUCCUGGGACCGCUAUCAGAUCGAUGAACAGGCCGCGAGUCGGAGUACGAUUCCCGCAACCGGCCGCCCCCGUUGACCAGCGCGCGCCGGCGUCACCGGCCAACGCCAAGCAUGACCAGGCAUCGAUGAAUUCGAGUAACGGUAGCGGAGGCUUGAAACGUAAUUCUUCCGUCGCUGGGGCUCUGCGAAGCCUGGCUAGCAUGACUGGCUUCCUCACCCCUGACACGCCCGAGCCUCCGCAAACGCCAGUGGAGCCGGUUACUCGCACCGAUGUCGAGCAAGCACAGACAGGCGCGUCCUUUUACAAAUCGCCCUAUCCGGAUGCCGGUCAUGAGCGCGUUCUUCCCGAGGGAAUGUCCCGAUCCGGGAACACGCUCGGUACCCAGGUCAAUCACGGCAUUGAUCCCUCACCGGUUCAGGCCGUCUCGGUUAUUGAGGCGCUCGUCGAGGAGGACAUGGAGCGGCUGCGACACCGCCGCCUGCGUGGAUCGCAGGCUGGUGGCGACGCUGACGGACGCCUGGCGAACAACGGAUUAGCGCGGCCGUCUGAUCUCGGCUUGGGCAUGGUCGCCGCUGAGGUCAAGGACGACGUGCUGCCGCUCCGCUCUGGAUUCUUUGACUGGGCUGUCGAGUACUUCCGCGAGCCUCAGAUGAAGGCGCCGGACAACGAGGAGCCAGGCUCAGUGACGUACAACCAGCAGGCGUGGCGCCAUGUUCGCAACGAGGCUCAGAUUGAACGGUCAAGAGUCAACGAAGAGUACGCCGCUCGCAAUCGCUGGGACGCGGACGCAGGUACGCUCCACAACGACGCCUGGCCGUUGCAGCUGGCCUUCCACGCCCACGACCCUAUUUUAGCAGUCACGGAUGAUGAGGACAAGAUUUGCAUCUGGGACUGGCAGGCUCGCACUAAGAUGAACAAGUUCUCGAAUCAAAAUCUCCCGGGCUCGUCGAUCUCAAGUGUGCACUUCAUCAACGAGACAGCGUCAAGUCUGAUGCUGACUGCAUCGACCGAGGGCAGUAUCCGCAUCUGGCGUGACUACGACCAGCCGGGAGAAACCGCGCUCGCGUCGACGUUCCGCGCGGUCAGCGAUAUUUUCCCCGUUGGUCACCACAGCGGUGUUCUGACAGCGUGGGAGCAACAAAAAGGUCACCUCCUUGUCGGUGGCGACAUGCGCGUCGUGCGACUCUGGGACGCCACUGUCGAGCGACACAUUCGCGACAUUGCCACGCAAGCCGGCGCAAACCUCACCGCGAUCAGCGCGGACGAGCCUGACGGAAACGUCUUCGUGGCUGGCUUCGGUGACGGUGUCGUGCGUCUCUUCGACAAGCGUAUGGAGGACGGUAGCAACGUUGUCCUGCGAACAUGGCGAAAGCACCACACAUGGAUCCAGAGCGUGCACCUGCAGCGCGGCGGGCAUCGCGAGCUCGUGACAGGCAGUAUGAACGGCGACGUGCGAAUCUGGGAUGUGCGUGCUCCGGACACACCGCUGUACGAGCACAGCGUGCAGCCGCAGGGUCUGCAGGCGUUGGCGGUACACAGCGGAGCGCCCGUGUUUGCAACAACCUCGGCGCCGACAAGCCGCGCAACGCGGCAGCGUCUCGUCGUGCAAGGGUUCCAAAAUCCGGAGAAGCCCAAGCGCCUUUCGGCCAUCGACAUUACGCUCGCGCCCUCGUACGGCGUCCCGAGCCGUGCGGGUACGAUGCCCAGCGCAGCGAGUCUCGUGUUCCAUCCCGUCGAAAUGGUCCUCGCCGCCGGCGGGUACGACUCGUCGGGCAACGUGCGCAUGUUCAAGUGCCGUGUCCCAGAGGGCCCACACUACGAUGACGAGCCGCGCUCGAACGGCAUCGUGCAGCACUUUUAG